CAAAUCACAAGGAGAGACUUUCACUUCCAUUUCUUUGCUAAUAAAACAUUACUCACUUCAUAUUUGCGGUGCAAAUCAUUUCAAUUGCACCAUUGAAGCAAACUCGUCAGAUGGAAGCUAUGAUGCUGAGUUCAUCAUCUCCACUCCAUCUAUCUCGCCCUCCAAAACCCCUUUUCUCUUCCCCUCUAUCCUUUCCUUCUCUCCUCAAAUUCAAGGGAAAUUCAAGACAUGGGGUUGUUCUACUUCCGGCGAUGUGCAUUCCAGGCCCAAUUCGAGACACCGAGAAGUCUGAAGAUGAAGAGGGGAUGCAAGUUUCAUCGUCUUCUUCGUCGCCGCCGUCUUUGAGCAUUUCUACAUAUAAUUGGUGUGCAGGACUUGGAGGAUUGGGGUUCUUGGAAACUGCUUACUUGACUUAUCUUAAGGUCUCCAAUACUGAGCCAUUUUGCCCUGUUGGUGGUGGGUCUUGCAGUGAUGUUCUUAAUAGUGAUUAUGCUGUGAUUUUAGGUGUUCCUCUUCCAUUAAUUGGCAUGACUGCCUAUGGGCUUAUCUUUCUCCUUGGUUUGAAGUUAGGAGGGUGGAAUGUGCCUCUCAAAAUAAGUCAAAGUGAUGGGCGUGUACUUUUACUUCCUGUCUCUGCUUCCAUGGCAGCUGCCAGUGCUUACUUUCUGUACACUCUGGCUACUAGACUUGAAGGAGCUUCAUGUUCAUAUUGUUUGGCAUCUGCUACAUUGUCAUUUAGUUUGUUUUUCAUCGUUUUAAAGGAUUUUGGACUGAAAGAGCUACAAAAAGUUGUCGCUCUGCCAUUAUGUACAGCUGCUAUUGUGCUUGGAAUACUAAACACCACAUACAGUUCACUACCUCCAAUAUCGCCAAGAUCAGAAGUCAUGGAGUUUCCUUAUUAUACAACAGAGAUUACUUCAGCAUCAAGUCCAUAUGCAAUUUCACUUGCAAAACAUCUCAAAUCUACAGGGGCAAAAAUGUAUGGGGCAUUUUGGUGUUCACACUGUCAAGAACAAAAGGAGAUGUUUGGACGUGAGGCAAUGAAGCUGUUAGAUUAUGUGGAAUGCUUCCCUGAUGGUGUUAAGAAAGGAAUUAAGAUUGCUUCAGCUUGUAGUGAUGUUGGAAUUGAAGGAUUUCCUACUUGGCUUAUUAAUGGCGAGGUAAUUAGUGGAGAAAAGACGCUUGAAGAACUUGCAGAAAUAUCCGAUUUCCAUUAUGACGCUGUAAAUCAACCUAAUUAAAAGUUAAAACCAUGGACUCCAAUGCUGUCCAAGCCUUGUUGGAUAGGAGUUCUUACUGUAAGGUUUGUACAAUAGUUGCACAGCACUUGCACUUAUUUAGGCUUAGUUACAUUUUUCAGAUCUUUAUCAUAUGAAUAGUUUAUGUAUGCUACAAGCAGUUCCUAUUACAAAAACGAGGAAAAUUUAAUCUUU
Chenopodium quinoa (quinoa) is the source of this 1433-nucleotide messenger RNA. RefSeq names its product thiol-disulfide oxidoreductase LTO1-like. The transcript is spliced from 7 exons. The record is from RefSeq and is a predicted model, not a curated record. The coding region runs from base 111 to 1241 and encodes 376 amino acids. NCBI's taxonomy places the organism in Eukaryota, Viridiplantae, Streptophyta, Magnoliopsida, Caryophyllales, Amaranthaceae. Gene Ontology annotation, molecular function: oxidoreductase activity.